AUGAAUGAUAUAUUUCAUAAUAUAGAAGAUUAUCCAGCCAAUUUCACUUGUGCAGAAUAUGUACCUAUUGAUAAUGGUGUUUCUGAAAUGUCUCAUAACACUAAUGGCCAUUCUGCUCAAUUCACCUCAAUGUAUAAACAUUCAACAUUUGUAGAUCCUGAGGGAAAAUUGAAAGUACUUCUCACAGAGUGGAAUCUUGAAGUGGUAUAUCAAACAUGUUUAGAUCAACUAAUUGAUUUUGAAGUAUUAGGGCUGAUGAAUGAAAAACAUGUUGAGAUACUGCUGUCAGACUUUCCACUGGGAAUUAGAAUCAAAUUUGAAAACAGGGUAAAAAGAUACCAAGAAAAAGAAAUUCAAGCUAUCAUUAGUGAGCCAUUUACUGUUGAUAAGUCAUCUAGUUAUCAAGUUGCUAUUAAUAAUACUGGUUCGUCUUCACAAAGCCCAACAAGCUUAUCAGAAACUAACGUAUUUCAAUUACAAAAUGUCUUAACAAGCAGCGCACAGGGAUCAUUGAUUUUCGAUUAUUACAACAAAAAUAAAAUAUUAAAUGAAAGUUGUCGCAAUAUCUUAGUAGAAAUUAUCAUAAGCGACGUCAUAAAAAGAGAUGUUGUUAUGACAUUGAAAUUAGCAAAUUGUAUUGCUGAAGCUAUUGUUGGUAGUUUUCCUACUGAAAUUAAAGAUUCAUAUUUUAUAAAAGAUUCCAUAACUAAAAGUCCUAAAGGAAAAUUAUAUAUAAAAUAUUAUAAUACAGUGCGGUCGAUGAAACAAAAUGGUCUUAUAGAAACUGUAAGAAAAGAAAAAUUGAAAAAACAAGUAAGCCGUACAAUGGAUCGAGAUAACAAUAUACAUGUUGCUGAACCUAAUUCAGAACAAGACUCUACUUAUUUAAUGGAUACAGAUUUAACUUGGCCUGAGGUGGAAGAAAUUUGGAAAAAAACAGUAAAUUUUCGUCAAAAUUUUAUCAAAGAAAACGAUACUAGAGCCAUAUUUGAUAAAUUUCAUCAUUAUACAAAACCAAUGGGUUAUAAACUUGUUGAUAUUGAUUUCAAAAAUGUAUACCCAGAACAUCAACAGUUAAACUUAGAAUUCGAUAGAAUAUAUAGCAAAUUAAUAACAGUUUUAAAUGAGCGAGUGAAGGACUGCGCAAGUAGGAAAUUAUUGGAACAAUUAAAUAGCACCCAAGAUUUGUCAGUUGAUUCCAAGAGUUUGAUUGUAUUGUAUUUGUUACACAGUAUAUUUAUUCCAACAUCUAAAAAGGUAACACGUGAUGAAAAUGGCAAAAAAGGAUUUAUUAAAUUCAGUAUAAAGGAUUCACAGAAUGCAUUCAUUAUUAUUAAACCAACAGCUGUGGAAAUGGAUGCAACACUUCAAAAUAUGUCAAGUAAACGUCCUAUCCAACCAUGUGUCUUAGUCAUCGGAUCAUUGAUGGAUCCGAAGCAAAUACUAAUAUAUUUUGAUACCAUAAAAUAUAAAAUGUUUAGUGCUUUGAAAGCUUAUGAUAUGUGUUUCAAGAUAUUUCACGUCUUUAAUGUGGAAUAUCCAAUUGAAUCACAUGAUGUAUGGUUAUUUAUUCAAACUUUUUUUUAUAACAUUAAAACAAAAUAUGACAAGUCAAAUGUUUUAAUUAAACAGAUUUCAGUUGAAUUAAAUACAUAA
Molecule: messenger RNA, 1656 nt
Organism: Macrosiphum euphorbiae (potato aphid)
Lineage: Eukaryota; Metazoa; Arthropoda; Insecta; Hemiptera; Aphididae
Source: the annotation of a GenBank genome assembly